Molecule: messenger RNA, 372 nt
Organism: Fomitiporia mediterranea MF3/22
Lineage: Eukaryota; Fungi; Basidiomycota; Agaricomycetes; Hymenochaetales; Hymenochaetaceae
Exons: 2
Source: RefSeq, a predicted model, not a curated record
UAUGAUAAGGCUAUUGACAAGCUUGAAGGAGAGGUUAUGGCACAACUUUUUGAACUUGCAAAAAUGAAUCAAGCUGGGACUAGGUAUAAGCAGAGGCACUACAUUAGCAAGGGGAUCAAGGCACAAUCAAAAACUGUGAUGGCUGCUGUCAAGUCAUAUAAUGAUGCUGCUACACAAUUGGGCCUGCCAUCUCUCAAAGUCAGUACAGUACUGAAAUACAUCUUUAUUGGCCAAUUUGACGUUCUUUGCUUAGGUUGCCUUCAAGUAGAUCAAAAGCCUUGGAUACAAGAAGCUGAACAUAAUGCUGCACUAAAGUUUUUCAAACUCAAACAAUCCUAUGAAGAACUUUGGCAAUUAAACAUAGAGAUUUGA